GUCCCUCCCUGUGUUUCUUUCUCUGCAUGUUCCAGUGUGUCCUUGUUCUGAGCAGGGCAGCUCCGUGAGCUCCGUGAGUGGUGCCAGCACAGCGGCCAUGAGUGGUGGUGUAUGCAGAGGAUGAAGAGCACCAUGGAGGAAGGAACCUUGUCCCUGGAAGACACCCCCAGAAGGGCUCAAGACUCUCAAAUCACCACUAAGUGGUCACAUCUCCACCUUCAAAAAUCCCGGGAAGCUCCGGUGAGGCAUCAGACUCUGUAACCAGUUGCGAGCAAAGGAGCCUCCCCGGCGGGCACUGGCGUGGGAGGGAUGAAGGCAGAAAGUUUCCUGGGGUUGCUGGUGAUCCUCAGCCUGUUCCUGGCAUCUGUAUUCUCUUCCUACGAUGUGCCUCUGGAGCUGUCGGACACGUCCCUGCUGAGCAGCGUGGCCGAGGCCCGGCAAAUGGUGGAUGCCGCCUACAAGCGCACACGGGACCGCAUAAAGGAGAACCUGCAGAACAAUGCCUUGACCCCAGCAGAGCUCCUGAGAUAUUUCAAGCAGCCAGUGGAGGGUACACGAGUGGCCAUCCGGGCAGCGGAUUAUCUGCACACCACCCUGAGCCUGCUCAAAGAGAGGCUGCAAUGGGCUGUGAGGGGGGACUUCAACGUCACAGACUUGCUGACUCCAGCUCAGAUGGGGGUGAUUUUCAAGGCCACUGGAUGUGAACAGCAGGAUAAGAAAAUAAAUUGUACCUCUUCUGCCUACAGGACCAUCACUGGCAAGUGCAACAACAGGAGGAACCCAUCCCUAGGAGCCUCCAACAGAGCCCUGGCCCGGUGGCUGCCAGCAGAAUAUGAGGAUGGCGUGUCCGUGCCCCGUGGGUGGACGGAAGGAAGGCGUUUCUCUGGAUUCCCCCUUCCACUGGUCAGGCAAGUGUCCAAUGAGAUUGUCCGCUUCCCCCCGGGGCAGCUGCGGAUGGACCAAAGAUCCCUCAUGUUCAUGCAGUGGGGCCAGUUCAUUGACCACGAUCUAGAUUUCAGCCCGGAAACCCCAGCCAGAGUCCCCUUCAGUGGCGAGAUAGACUGUGACACCAGCUGUGCCAAGGAGCCUCCGUGCUUUCCCAUCCAGAUCCCACCCAACAACCCCCGAAUCACCAACACGAGGGAUUGCCUCCCUUUCUUCCACUCGGCUGCCGCCUGUCCUCGGGGCAGGGUGGUCCGGGAGCAGAUCAACGCACUGACCUCGUUCCUGGAUGGCAGCGUCGUGUACAAGGAGGCCGUGGCCGAGCGGCUGCAGGACCGGAGCAGCCAGGGUGGCCUCCUGGCUGUGAACCACAACUUCACGGACAGGGGCAGGGCAUACCUGCCUUUCGGUCCCAUGAGGAAGGAGCCCUGCCUCAAGGCCAGCAGGGCAGCUCGAAUCCCUUGUUGUCUUGCAGGUGACACCCAUGGGAGUGAGAUGCUGGAGCUGGCCUGCAUGCACAUGCUCUUUGUGCGGGAGUACAACCACCUGGCUGGAAAGCUGAGGAGCCUCAAUCCGCAUUGGAAUGAUGAGAGGCUCUACCCGGAGGCACGAAAGAUCCUGGGAGCCAUGAUACAGAUCAUAACCUACAGGGACUACCUGCCUCUCCUAUUGGGAUGCAGGUUCCGCAGGCUUAUUCCUUGCUACCGGCGCUACAGUGAGUCUGUGGAUUCUCGGAUAUCUAAUGUCUUCACCUUGGCUUUUCGCUUUGUUCAUGCCUCAGUCCCUCCAACUGUUGGCCGCUUAGAUGAAUAUUACAGACCGAUAACUCCUGAAAUUCAACUCAGAACUUCCUUCUUUGCCAUCUGGAGGAUCAUUCAAGAAGGUGGGAUUGAUCCCUAUCUCCGGAGCCUCAUGGCCAACCAGGCCAAGCUGAUGACGCAGCAGCAGAUGGUGGUGGGCGAGCUCCAGGACCGGCUCUUUGAGCAGGUGGAAAGGGUUGGGUUUGAUUUAGCUGCGCUCAACAUGCAGCGCAGCUGAGAUCAUGGCCUUCCAGGUUACAACUCCUGGAGAAAAUUCCGUGGGCUUUCACAGCCCUCUGGAGUGAAGUCACUUGGUCAAGUGUUGAGGAAUCAGAACCUGGCAAGGAAGUUCCUGCAGCUCUGUGGGACACGAAAGAAUAUUGACAUCUGGAUUGGGGACCUUGCAGAGCCCUUUGUGAAAGGAGGCCAAGUUGGGCCUCUCAUGGCUUGUCUCACUGGCACCCAGUUCAGGAACAUUUGUGAUGGGGACAGGUUUUGGUGGCAGAACCCUGGGGUUUUCACUCCUCGCCAGCGCUGUUCACUGGCCAAAAUCUCCUUGUCACGAAUAAUAUGUGACAAUACCCACAUCACUAAAGUAUCAAGGAAUAUCUUCCGGGCUAACAGAUACCCCUAUGGCUUUGUGAGCUGCAGUCAGAUCCCAAACCUGGACCUCAGACCCUGGAAGUCAAAGAGCACUAAGGAGCAAGUCCUCUACCAGGUGAAACCUGCAUUCAGAUUCUUCUGCAAGAUGACUUUCUAUAAGUUGUGGCUCUUCACCAUAAGCAUUGGGGUUGCCAUCCUCAGUAUUCCUCGUGGACGUAACGUGGACAACAUGAUGUAUUUGCGCACGUUGACCCGGCCACUCAAAUACAUCUUUGGCAUUCAGAUAGUGGUGAAGGGCAAGGAGAACCUCAGGACUAAGAAACCUUUUGUCCUGGUGUUGAAUCACCAGACGUCCCUUGACAUCAUGGUGAUGAUGGAGAUAUUGCCGAGGCGCUGUGUGCCCAUUGCAAAGAAGGAGAUCCUCUACAUGGGGACGUUCGGCCUGGCCUGCUGGCUCGCAGGGGUCAUCUUCAUCGACCGCAAGAGGAGCGAAAAGUCCAUUGCCACCCUGACAGAGGUGGCACACUCCCUGCACAAGGACAACUUGCGUGUCUUGAUCUUCCCUGAAGGAACUCGAAACCAUGGUGGCUCCUUGUUGCCAUUCAAACGUGGGGCCUUCCAGCUGGCUGUGAAAGCCCAGGUCCCCAUUAUUCCUGUAGUGUUGUCUUCCUACAACAGUUUCUACAACCAGAAGGAGAAGAAGUUUACACCAGGAAAUAUGAUCAUCCAGAUCCUGCCAGAAGUGGAGACGCUGGGCCUGGGCCCAGAUGAUGUUCCCAAGCUGACGGAGCAGGUCCGUGACUCCAUGCUCUCCUCCUACCAGGGGAUAUCGGGAAUGACAAACGGCGCUUCCCGUUAGUGAUCGCGUCUUCCAGCUCCAGCUGGGUGUGCCACAGCUGAGGGGAGGCCAUGGCAACCACAGAAAGGUCUGGCAGCAGAGACAACUGUGGAUUGCAACACUGACAUACCAGAGACAGGCAAAACAUCCACCAAGGAGGGAAGCUUCCCAGGGGAAUAUUGCUGUGCACUCCCAGAGAACUGUGCCACCCAGGGGGACAGACACACGAUGGACUGCUGGAUAUUUCUGUGCAAUCAUAUUGCUGAGAAUGUCCCAUCAACCGGACCCAGGCAGAGCUGGGCCCUUCCUGUGAUCAUCGCUGCCUGCUUAUAACCACCUUUCCCUGUUCAGAACCAACAAGGUAGAGGCAUUGAUCCCAAGCCUCUGACUGUGCUGCCUGGGAAGUGGCUGCCUUGAGGGUUGAGGUUGCCACAUUCCCCUGGAACACACUCAGGAGAAGGUGCUGUUUUCUUUCUCUUCCGUGGGGAGGAUUUGGGAGGUACCUCUGCCAUGACAGACAGAAACCAAGGCAGCUUUGGGAGAAGGGAAUUAAAGACCUUACAUGUGUCUACAGGG
Messenger RNA from Prinia subflava (tawny-flanked prinia), 3759 nucleotides. Its product is annotated as eosinophil peroxidase-like. Lineage: Eukaryota; Metazoa; Chordata; Aves; Passeriformes; Cisticolidae. Gene Ontology annotation, biological process: phospholipid biosynthetic process; response to oxidative stress; defense response to bacterium. The record is from RefSeq and is a predicted model, not a curated record. Gene Ontology annotation, molecular function: peroxidase activity; 1-acylglycerol-3-phosphate O-acyltransferase activity; heme binding. Gene Ontology annotation, cellular component: membrane.